Solanum stenotomum is the source of this 291-nucleotide messenger RNA. RefSeq names its product auxin-responsive protein SAUR22-like. Gene Ontology annotation, biological process: response to auxin. The record is from RefSeq and is a predicted model, not a curated record. The coding region runs from base 1 to 291 and encodes 96 amino acids. The transcript has a single exon. NCBI's taxonomy places the organism in Eukaryota, Viridiplantae, Streptophyta, Magnoliopsida, Solanales, Solanaceae.
AUGGGGUUUCGUUUGUUACCGAUGAUUUCUGGUGCUAAACAUAUCUACAAACUGCAAUCCGCUCUUACAAGAAAUCAUUCCGAUGUUCCUAAAGGACAUUUUGCAGUUUACAUCGGAGAAAUAGAGAAGAAACGAUUCGUGGUCCCAAUAACGUACUUGAAUCAUCCUUCUUUCCAGAAAUUAUUAAGGCAAGCAGAAGAAGAAUUCGGGUUUCAUCAUUCAAUGGGAGGUUUAACAAUACCAUGCAAUGUAGAUGCAUUUGUUGAUGUCACUUCUCAAUUGAACACUUAA